AUAGGAACCUACACAUUCCGAAACAGACAGGCUUUACAUCGUCGCACACAGUAGUCUGUGUUGAGGAGUCGUUCUGAGUAGAAGCAUUUUCGGGAGGACGAUCCAAGAAGUGCUUGUUUCCCCUUCUUGGCAGAUAGAAACGGGAGGAGGUUUUUUGCACAAGCAAAGGACUACUUUGAUCGGGGGUGUGUGUUUUGACAGUUGUUGCGCGUCGCGAAACGCAGCCUACUGAGGUGCGACGACGAUUACGGGAGUGUUUCUCAUUGUAUGACGAGCGCAAUAAUACAAGAAGAGCGCCGAGGCAAAAGCAAGCAAUCGCGCGCCUCUUAUCAGUGACCAGUGGCUUUGAUAAGGGCCCCUCAGUUUCAAUGAACUGCAUUGGGCAGCUAAAGGCAUACAGUUCGGGCACAAGUGAUGAAGUAGUGUAAAGUUUUUUGUUUCAAAAUCUUGUCAAAAAGUGGAGGAACGUUUAAGGAGGAAAGUGCGGACGAGAACGAGAGUGAGUGUAUCGUAUUUCGCGGAGGCGACACUUUUCGAUUUGAGUUACGUCUGCUUGUAGGACCGUAUAUAGAAGAAAAGGAAAUUAUUUUGAUUUUGUCGGUUUUUUUUGCGUCCAACGAAGUUUUGACUCGGACUCGGUUCAAAGAAGAAACACACGAAGACUGAUACCGAGAAAGCAAAAAAAAAAAAAAGAACAGAGACAGUCAAGUCGUUGUUACGAACGAUGAUCGCGACCAAGUGACGGGUGAAGUGAAGUCCGCUGCGAAGAAGAAGACGAAGCCGGGUGUGGAUACAACUAAAGAAAAAAUCAAGCUGAACAAGCGAAGUACACAACACCGUUGAAGGAGAAGCAAGGUGUGUGAUCAGAGGAGGCAGGCGGCGACGAAACAGUCGGAAGAAGAGGAAAAGGGCGAAGCAAGUUUGAUUCAUUCAUAAAAAUCUUACUCGCGCUUUUUAUUUUGUUGCACAUACAUUUAUAUGCGCGCACACGUUGCCGAUCAGAGUAGGCGGCGGUGGAGAAGAGUUUUGUGUGGUUAUUAUUCGCUGUGCUCUGUGUGCGGCGGUGCUUAGUAGACGUCGCGUGUAGUGGUAGUGCGCAACUGCAGCAACAAACAACCGCACGCGUUCUGUUGCCCACCUCCCCCCUCAUGAUAAUCAAAGGAGGCGUAUGACGUGACGGGAGAAGAGUGCGCUGUGCGCGAUCAUCAAAAAAUAAAAACGGAGUAGGCGAGAAAAGUGCGAAUAAGAGGGAGAGAGCGUUUAUAAAAUUAGAAUUGUAUUUGGCCAAAUUGGUUUUGGCGAAUCCGCGCGCCUACAAGGGUCCGAGAAGAGUGUGGUGCAAGAAGAAGAUUGCAACCAGAUGCGAAUUUGAAGAAGAUACGACGAGUGGUGCGGUAAUUGCGGGCAAUGAAAUUAAUUCGUUACCGAUGAUGAGCGGAGACCGCGUGCAAUUACUAGUGUAAACACUGUGUGAGGAAGAUCAAGAAUCCAUUAGAGCGGCUAUUGUUGAUCAAGUUAUAUUUUACUCUGCCGCGCCGAUUGAAAGUGGAUCACGGAUAGAAUCAACGAGAAGCAGCCUACUGAGAGCCGCUUCGAACAGCGAGCAGCCAAUCUCUUCUGGGGCGUACGCGCAAGCAAUGGAAUUGGAGGCGUACGAAGCACUAGCGGACUACUCGCUCCAGGAGGCUCCCUUCUACGAGGCACCGCUCAAAGUGGGUCCCCCACAGCCGGCGACAACGCCUCAGUCACCAGCAUCCCAUCAGAUUUCGCUUACGUCCUUUCGAUCGGCCCUUUUCGGCGCGUCGUCGUCGUCGGGAGGUUCGAUGGCUGCGUCCUCACUGAUGCUGAAUGGCAAUGGCGGCGGCGGCUCGAUCGCAGUAGGCGGUGGCGGCAAGCUGAUGCAACACCUUGGUGCCAACUCCGGGGCCGGGGCAGUGCCUAGGUUGCAACAGCCCCCCCACAGUAGACCUCCGCCGGCCCUGGUACCGUCGGCCCUCAGCGGAGGUUUGAUGAAGACCAAGAAGAACUUUAAGAAGUCUGUCAGCUUUCUACCGACGAUUGUACAGAGCCACGACGGCGAGUCGCACAUACAGCUGAAGCAGGAACCGCUGGACGAUGGACCCCACGGCGUACGGAACAUCCAGAAGGUGCCCAGCCUGUCGGAUCUGAGCGACCCGGAAGCGUCACUAGAUGUUCCGACGCAGAUGCCACCGUUGACGCCGGGAACGAACAAGAAGCUGACCGAAGUCCUGUACGCCUCGUUUGCCUCCUGGGAGAAGGUGGUCCACUCCUGCCGAAUCACCAAAGAUCCACGACAAUGGACCCCGGAACAUGUGAUCAUCUGGCUGAACUGGUCCAUAAAGGAGUUCUCGCUGGAGAGUGUCAACAAGGAGCCGUUCCUCAAGAUGAGUGGCCGGGACAUUAUCGGGUUGGGCCGGGAAGGCUUCCUGGCCAUCGCGCCGCCCUUCACCGGUGACAUCCUAUGGGAACAUCUGGAAAUUCUGCAGAAAGAUUGUGAGAAAGCGUUGCUGGACAGCAGUGGCGGCGGAGGAUCGCUAGCGGCUGCCAUCGUCACUGCCAGUGCACUGUAUGGGAAUGGUGGCGGCAGUGGUGCCGGAGGAAAUGGCGGUGACAGUGGCUCGACGGGAGGGGCCAGCAGUGGCGUCAGCGAACUCAGCGAGUACAACAGUGCCCUCCAGCGGUUAAGUACCCAACAGCACCAGCAGGAGCAACAGUUUAGUGGCAAUUCGACGUCUACGAGCGGUGGGAACGGAGGAGGAGGCGGCGGCGGCAGCAGCAGUGCUGCCAGCAAUUCCAAUAAUAGCAGUGGUUACACAUCCCUCCACGAUCGUAGCAAUAGUUCGCCACCUCCGCUGAUUCAAUCCUCGAACCAAUCCGGAAGCGGCGGUGGCGGUGGAGGAGGAGGGGGAGGCGGUGGAGGCGGAGGCAGCAACAACACCAACAGCACCAGCACAAACUCAACCUCCUCUAGUGGUAACAGUAGUAGCAAUAGUAACAACAACAACAACAGCAGUAUGUCCUCCUAUCUGUCAUCGAUGGCGGCGGCGGCAGCGAGGAACAGUGGCGGCAGCAACAACAACAGUAGUGCAAAUAGUUCCAACUACCCUAGCAGCAAUAGUGCGAAUACCCCUUCCACGACGUCGUCCAGCGGGGCCGGCAGUCAUCCGCAGAUGAAGGAAGAGCACGAACCGAACAGUUUUAUCAACAUCGACGAGCUGCCGAACUUUGGCGUCGUCCCGGGUCACUAUGACGACCAGGAUCAGUACCACUCGCUACCGCAACCGGAAACUCAGACGCCUUCGCACGGUUACCUUGACAACAGCCCGGAGUUCUACUCGGCGAUCCAGAUGGAGCAGAAGUACAUGGCGCCGCACUACAAAACCGGACCGUACACGAGUCGAAGUAACCGGUACCAUCAGCCGCACCCGCACAGUGGAGUUGGAGCCGGGGGACCAGGCGCUGGCGCCGGUUCCCAGGGCAGCCACCACCACCAUCAUCACCAGCACCACCAUCCGCACCACGACGGAUACCACGAGUACAGCUCGCCGUACGACACCCCGCCGUUCCAGACCGUGCCGAGCAACACGACGUCGCCGCAAGGUUCCGGCAACAACAACGACAGCACCGGUCUCGGCGGCCACAUGGAUCCCUGGAGCCAGCUGCACCACCCGGGACAACAUCCGGGCCACCCGGGAGCCCAUCCGACGCUGCUGGACUUCCAACAUCCGGCCUACAUGGGCACGACCAUGGGCUUCGACAAGACCAUGCUCGGAAGCUACGGUGCGCAGGGCGGCACGCCCUUCACCGGCUCCGGCCCCAUCCAGCUGUGGCAGUUCCUGCUCGAGCUGCUCACCGACAAAACCUGCCAAAACUUCAUCUCCUGGACCGGCGACGAGUGGGAGUUCAAGCUGACCGAUCCGGAUGAGGUGGCACGUCGGUGGGGCGUUCGGAAAAACAAGCCAAAAAUGAACUACGAGAAGCUCAGCCGGGGCCUCCGGUACUACUACGAUAAGAACAUUAUCCACAAAACCGCCGGCAAGCGCUACGUCUAUCGUUUUGUAUGUGAUCUUCAGACUCUAUUAGGAUACUCAGCCAAGCAGGUGCACGAAAUGGUUGACCUCAAGCCGGACAAGAAGGACGACGAGUAAACUAAAGCCCCCAAAGCAUGCUACUUGCUCAAAGAGAGACCCCCCCCCCCUUCACGAAUCCAAAUCCAAGCGAAAGGGAGAACCAGCAAUCCGGCGCUUCCUGAUUACGAAUUGUUUCCCCGUGUGAAUCGUGCUUCCAAAACGAACGGCAAAACCGAAAAACCAAUCGUGUUACCCUCAUUCUACCUUUUUGUUUAAGAACAAAAAAACAAAACUGAGUUUCUUCCCAAAAAAACAAAUCGAAAAACUAUGAUCGUACUUUUACAAUGUACCAAAAAAAAACGCAACACAAAUCAUCCUAGCAGGCUGAGACGAGCGCGGUCGGUGGAGCGCAGCAAGCGCGUGUGCCUUAACGGAUCCAGAACAAGUCAACCUCUCUAUCUAGUAGACCAACCCUGAACGUCAGUCAUCCUAGUAGGCGCUGGAAACGACGCUCUCAGUGGCUCCCAUGGCGACCAACAGAUUUCCCCCGUCAAACAAAGCAAAUCAAAUCGUACUCUCAAAAUAUCAAGAUCAAGAUCGGCUCCCGCAGUCGGACAAGGAUCGGAAAGGUAAGCGAAACUUAAGUCUACUUAAUCACACAAACACACAAGCGAGAAAACAAUCUGUGAGAGUUCGCGAGUCGAAUUCGCUGCAGAACAGAGAGCUGUCUGCAGCGGAGAAACAAUAGAAAAAAAAAUCAAACAAACGUAAAACAAAAAUCGAGGUGAAGCUCCGCGCUGUUGUGCGCAGGAAGAAGGAACAAAGCAAAACAACAAAAUUUUAUUUUAUUUUCCCCCCUGUAGUUAAAAUAAUUAUUUGUGAAGCUUUUGUGAUAAGUUUUUUUUUUCUUUAUUUCUAUAUAUUUUUAGUAGAACAUACUUGCUUUUAUAUAUGUAUGUGUAAUUAUUAGAACCUAUCCCCUUAGAUUACUCGAUAGAAAAUGUAAAAAUCAUUCAACCGAAAAAAAAUCAAUGAAAAAAACGGAAAUUCAGCAGUAUAAAAAUCAUGUGAAUGUUCUUCGUAGUGUAAUAUUGUUCAGUGAUGGCGCGAAAGAGAAACUCAAAAGAGUGACCGAGUGGCGUGCCGUUAAAUUUGAGUGACCGAGCUCGCUAGUUCCCCGUCGACCGCCCCCUGGUAACGGUUGCAAUGGAUAUUUUUUCAUCUUAUUUUUUUACUUCUCUACAAAUCAGCGCCCCUGGGGGCGGCGACGGCGGCGGAAACAGCUGAUCUCCACAAGUUAAAACAAAUAAUCAGAGUACUAUUACUAGAGCUUAGUUUGCGCGCGAUUCGUGUUUAUUAACUAUGUGCGUGUGUGUGAAUGCGAUGAAGCACGCGAGCGAACGAGUUUGUCCCACGAAUGCGAAGCUGUGUAGUAAAAUCUAAGUGAUUAUCAACUAGGAAGCAGAAAUAUUAUUGUAAAGAGCCAAGAAAAAGUAUCAAACAAACAAAAAAAAAGAAGCCGGAUCAGAAUAAAAGUGUAAAAAAGCAAAUUGUAAAUCAAGGAUGGGUUCCUCAGACAAUCGCGCGGCCAGAAGCAUUUUGUUUAAAGCAAGGCACCGGCAGUCCCGCGCCAUCGCUCACACAGAUCUACCCCCUGUUGGGGUUUCACGUUGGUGCGAUGCAUUUUUUCAAAACGCACACACAAAAUGGAGGAAAACGACGGAUUUCAUCAAAGUAUUUAUGUAUAUCGAUCAAAGUAGGUUUUUAGUUGCUGUCAGUGUCAUGAGAUGUGUGAGAGCGAUGGUAAGGGACAGGACACGUGUCGUCAUGGUAACUGUCUAUUGUUGGCUGACGUUGUACUGAAAAAGGGAAUCCUCUUCUGUUUUAUGAUGUUUAAAAAAAUUAAAA
Molecule: messenger RNA, 5999 nt
Organism: Aedes aegypti (yellow fever mosquito)
Lineage: Eukaryota; Metazoa; Arthropoda; Insecta; Diptera; Culicidae
Gene: pnt
Product: ETS-like protein pointed
Exons: 10
Coding region: 1638-4169 (843 amino acids)
Biological process (GO): cell differentiation; regulation of transcription by RNA polymerase II
Cellular component (GO): nucleus
Molecular function (GO): DNA-binding transcription factor activity, RNA polymerase II-specific; sequence-specific DNA binding
Source: RefSeq, a predicted model, not a curated record